AGCGCAAACAGGUGUAUCCGAUCGGGCAAAGGCAGCACCUUCUUUCACCACACGACCGACCUGAUGGCUUAACGUCACUCCUGGACAGAAUCCCUACCACACUCUACCCCAAGGACCACGGCUAUUUGGACCAGGACCAGGAUCUUCCCAGAGUAGACCGUUCUUGAGGAUGAUCACUCACCGGGAGGCAUGACGGCUGCCCACUAAUUUCGGAUCCUAUACGUGGACCGAUGAGCUACACAGCUGUGCUGACGGAGUCCCGGCUUGUGCACAGUUAUCAGUAACGCCAAAGGAGGAUGACAUCUCUGCUCUACAGAUUCUCAUUGGGUCUCCUUGGGCUCCAGAUCUUCGUGAUGGGGGUACAGGGACAGUCUGAGGACGCUCCAUCAAAGGUUUCCUUUACGACUUUGGAGGAGAAAGAGACCGUCCUGCCCUGCCCGUACGAGCUGAACGAAGAGAAGGUGGUGCAGGUCACCUGGUAUAAGAUAAUCUCUGAUGUGAACAAGGAGCAGAUCAUUACUGUAGACAGGACCGAUGGCCAGUAUGUGUCCGAGAAGUGGAAAGACCGCGUGCGCUUUAAGAGCAAUCAACCCAUAGUGGAUUCGACUCUGGUCAUCACCAGCACAAAGCCCUCCGAUGAAAGCGAUUACCUCUGUCAGAUCACUCUUUACCCAUCUGGGAGCAUUGUCAAAGAGAUGCAUCUCACCGUGCAGACCAUUCCUAUCAGCUCCUUGGAUCCUGUCUAUGUAAAGGAGGGCGAUUCCUACAAGGUGGUGGCCUCCUGUCGCUCUGUGGCCGUCCCACCUCCUGAGCUCUCCUGGGACACAGAACUGAACGGUCAUGCUGUCAAACAGAUCUCUGACAAGGGGGUUGUCUCCACACACUUCUCUCUGCACCCUCUGAGGAGUAUGAAUGGAAAGAAACUGGACUGCCUGGUUCAGCAUCCAGUAUAUGACAAACCGCGCAGGAUCCAAAAUCAACUGGUGGUGCACUUUCCUCCAAACGCUGAAGUGUCUGGCUACAGUAAAAAAUGGUCUGUCGGUAUGGAGAAUGCUGCCCUGACGUGCAAACAUGCAGGAAGCCCUGAACCAGCCCUCACUUGGACCAGAUUAGGUGGGCAGCUUCCUAGCGGUGCAGUUCCUCACCCCGAUGGAAGACUCGUCUUUGAGCGACCCCUUAACACCAACGACUCCGGCACCUAUCAGUGCUUGGUGAAGAACUCAGAGGGUGAAGAUAAGAAUACUGUGACCAUCACUUUAGGAGCAGAGACCACAAUCGAUCUCAAGAAGUUGAUAUUCAUCAUUGCGGGAGGCGCGGCGGCCGGCCUGCUGAUUCUCAUGCUCAUCCUCACUUGUCACCACCAACGCAAGAACAAGAAGCUGAAGAAGGAGCUGACUCAGAAAAAAGAGGAAAUAAGCACUCUGUCCAGACAAGCUUCGUUCAGGAGGGUGAACUCUGUCAGCACUGAUGCCAGAGACGUGUUACUAGAACUUGACGAACACCACCCUCUGAGGGUGGAGGGAACCCUGAGGAACAGCCUGUCAUCCCUCGGGGUCAGUCUACAGAUCAAUGAGCAGGCCCGUUGCCGUGACAGCAGAUCAACUGUCUCAGGUGGGCGCGGAGGAGGGGCUCCCGCGUUUGACUCUUUAGGCAGACCGUCCAUCUACAAUAACUCCCGGAGGGGAAGGGACCGGCCUAUGGAUCGGGACAGCGAAACCCGGCUUAGAGUAGAGCAAUAUGUGAGAAACAGCAACAUGUCCUUGCAGGACCCUCGAUUGCUUCCUCCUCUGCUGCAACCGACAUAUCCCGUGGUCCGCUCAACGGAGAUCAUAAGACAGAUGAACGGCAAUGCCGUCAUCCCAACAGAGGGAGGUUCCCAUUCAGGGAGCGCCAUAAGGAACUACCAGCCCCCUCCCAUAAGCUGCACAUACCAACAAGUGGCGUACGAUGAGGAUGAGAUCGACGAAGGGCUGGGAGGCCCUGCCAGUCAGGAGCAUCCUGACGAUCAGGAUAGCGUUGCCUCCAGCUCGAAUUUCUCAAAGAACAGAAUAAGCCCUCAGCCUCACAAUCAUAACCCCCACACUUCAUACGUCCACAAGGCCCAGAUUGUUUAGCCGGUGGCAGCAGAACCUUAGGUGAAACCCCAAAACUGGGCAGUUGUGCUUUUGGACACAAGUCACCCAGAAAAAGCAUCUUUUACUUUCUGCUCAGUGUGGGAACUGACUUCACUCAAGAAGAACAACUCCUGAUCUCCGCACGGACGUUUAGAGAUCAGUCGCAUUGAAAACAGAGCAUAUGACUAAUUUCCCAGUCGUUGCAGCUGUGUCAGCUUUUGCAAUACCUUGUUGUUUUAAGUGGGUUCAGCUGACAGGUGAACACAGCUGAGAGACCUUGUGCGUAUACACCUGAAGCAUUCCAUACCAGUGGAAACCAGGAAAUGUGGGAGGAGUAUCAAAAAGAACAACUGUGUGGGAAAGUAUGUAAAUCAGAGGAGUCGAUUGCAACACCAGCAAAGCGAGGGCGUAUUGCUGAGCCGGUGGUGUUUGGUGGAAGAGUAACCGUGCAUGUGACAAAUUCGCGGAUGCACAACUGUUUGGGAACUGAUCCAGAAGUUGUGUGAGUGUCUGGCCACACCUGAAACAUGCAUACCUCUGUAUUGUCUCCGAGUCUUUCUCAGUCUGCAUUCAUCUCAGGCAUUAAGACCAGAAAAUAUGUCUCUAUGUUCAUUUUCAGCACAUACGGACUGAUUUACGUCCGUUAGACUGUGUCUUAUUAAAGUGACAGUCAAAAAGUUUUUUCCUUUUAAAGUUCAGACGUUUCCACAUGCAAGGUCGGUUGUGUCCCGUAACUUUGCAAAUUUAAAAACUCCACGUCAUGCUUUUUCACUCACGGAUACUGUGAAAAGAAGUUCAGUACACCCAACUUCUACAUGUUUUUAAUGAAAAUUGACAUUGUAUAUAUUGAAAGCAUAAAGGCGCAUGAAACACAAGUCAGUUCACACCUUUGCCAACUUGUCACGAGAUUUGUACCCAACAAAAUUUAGUUGACUUCCUUUUGUAAUUCUGUUGGUUUUUAAAUUAUAAAGUAUAAAGUCACACAAACUCUUAAUUCGCACUUAUAAUUUAAUUCAAUUAGAUGUUAUUUUUAGAAGACUUCACUUUACCGCCCCACUGCCACUGACUGGUGUUCUGACUGCUGUAUCAACCAGCUGUGACAUGUUUCUAUUCGAUCAAACCACAGUAUAGAAAGUCUUCACUGACAGCACAUAGCCACGUUUCCUUUCAACAGGCUGUGAGCAGAUUCUGAAAACACUCUACAAAUCAUCAGUUUUGGAGCAGGCAACGUCCCCCUGGUGGGUACGAAUCGACGCUCGGUCGGUACGAAACAUGGCAGCCGACUCCUGGUAUCGGACAAAAUUAAGUAUGAGAUUACAAAGAAGCAAAAGCUCCAAUAAAGUCUGUUACACGUGGAGUUGCCUAUUGCUCGCAUGUGGAGCUACAGCAUACUAAACUCAAUAAUGAAUGUAAACACGGACAUUUUUGUCUACAAGCUGUUCUGGGAGAGUUCCCUGCCAAUGGCAGCAACAGAAUUAUGCCUUUACAAGAGGAAUGUGACGUUAUCUUUACCAGUUUGAUACUCUGACAGAACCAAAUAUGUAUUUUCCUUUAUUUUUAUUAUCUGUGGACUGUUGGUUUUAACGUUUGGUCGCGAUAUGUUGUAAGUGUUGUUGGGCUCUGUUACUUCCCUCAGGGGUGUGCCAAAGGGAACAUGAAAAUGUGUUUUGCUUUUUCUUUGUAGAAAUUUAAGUAUUAUUUUCCUCCAUGUUACACAGCUUUCCUGCUGCAUAUAUGGCUGCUUCCCCGAGUUCGAGAUCUUUGGGUCGAAUGUUUAAGCAGUUUGUGACAAACAAAGCACUGAUCCCAAUCACCUCAAAGGCCGAGAGCCGUUGAACGGCUCGCUGUCGAUUUGUUGAGGAAAAGCUCUCCCUGCUGUGCAUAGCUGGGAACUGCAGGUGGCUUGUAGAAUUCACUGAGCUAUGAAUUAUUAUUUUUAUUCCAAAUAUCGUUGUGUUUCAGAAGAGCUUCCUGAUCUGGAUUUUUGUUUUUCCCUUGGAGGGCGGUAUGACAUAGAGGACAAAUAUGGGAGGGUAAAAUAGCCUCAAUGUGCAUGGCGUCAUCCAGUUACUCGAGGGAUUUUUUUAUUUUUUUUGAUUAUUUUUUUACUUUGAACAUGUGAACCAAUGCAGAGGACGUCAAAGUUUAAAUAAAUACUAGAUCAUCACUGUG
Molecule: messenger RNA, 4286 nt
Organism: Xiphophorus maculatus (southern platyfish)
Lineage: Eukaryota; Metazoa; Chordata; Actinopteri; Cyprinodontiformes; Poeciliidae
Gene: nectin4a
Product: nectin-4-like
Exons: 11
Coding region: 297-2114 (605 amino acids)
Biological process (GO): heterophilic cell-cell adhesion; homophilic cell-cell adhesion
Cellular component (GO): adherens junction
Source: RefSeq, a predicted model, not a curated record